This is a messenger RNA of Rodentolepis nana, 699 nucleotides long. The record is from the annotation of a GenBank genome assembly. Lineage: Eukaryota; Metazoa; Platyhelminthes; Cestoda; Cyclophyllidea; Hymenolepididae.
AUGGAGAUGAUGUAUCUAGCAGUUUUGAAUGAUUGUGAGCAAUCCGGUUCUGGUCUAACUAACGAAAAUAUUGGACCAUCGUCGAAUCAAGGUAAUGAUCUUAUUUCACAUGAUUUACUCGCGAGUCAUUCCCUCAAUUCCUCGACCAAUGAAUUAGCUAGGCCAUCACUCAACUCCGAUUCCAAUGGUUUCUAUUGUAAGGAGUGCGACAGAUCUUUUGGCAAUAAUCACGGACUCCUUAUCCAUAAUGGCCGCUACCAUAAAAAACAUGAGGUGGCACAACGAAUUGAUAAUGACCACUCCGUUACUGCGGUAAAAUCUACUAAAUCCAAGGCAGAUUACGAUACUACAACAAGUACUCGUAGACGAAGACUAACUUGUCCCCCAAAUCUUAUGAAUAAAGGAAAAAUCGAUAAUGAAGGGUCUAUCGUCUGUUGUCUCCCUUUCUUCCCUACAAUGCCGGAAUACGUCCAAGUAGAGAGUUGCACUCAGUGGCUUCAUUUCCAGUGCUUGUUGCAUGAAAUUUUAAUGGCCUGCAGUGAAGGGGAAAUGCUUAAAUUGAUGGUUGUAUUGGUGAAGAAUGCACUUUUGUGCCAAACAGAAGGAGUUGAGGCGGAGGAGGAGGAGGUGGGAUUCAUGACUGGAGCCAUGGGAGUAUUCCUAAUCCACUUUGGGUCAAUGUGUCUGGUAUUGAUCUAA